Molecule: messenger RNA, 1850 nt
Organism: Xylaria bambusicola
Lineage: Eukaryota; Fungi; Ascomycota; Sordariomycetes; Xylariales; Xylariaceae
Product: P-loop containing nucleoside triphosphate hydrolase protein
Exons: 3
Coding region: 497-1555 (352 amino acids)
Biological process (GO): DNA repair; DNA-templated DNA replication
Cellular component (GO): DNA replication factor C complex; Ctf18 RFC-like complex; Rad17 RFC-like complex
Molecular function (GO): DNA clamp loader activity; DNA binding; ATP hydrolysis activity
Source: RefSeq, a predicted model, not a curated record
AGCAUUAAAGCGGGGCCUAAUUACGAAGAUUAUGUUUUCUCAAUAAUUGAACCAUUAAAACAAGCAUUAUGAUUGCCUGAAACAGGUGAUAUGGUGCCUGUGCCCCCGAGUACAACAUGAUCUGGACGAAAAUAAUGAGGAAUGCCUCAUAUAACAUGUCGGCGAUGCCGUCCGGGAAAAGCCAGUUUUUGCUGACCGCGGCGGGGUGUCAAUGACAGCCCAGCCCAGCUGUCCAUCAGCUGGUUUGCGGGUGGGGUCAAAGGUGACACAAGAUGUAACCAAGUACUUCUGUAGAUGGGUUAGCCCUGCCGAGAGCGCGUUCUGAAAUCAAUUAACGCGACUGCCAGGUUCAAAGUCGCGAAGCAACAGAGAGCUUGGAAGAGGUCUUGCGUCGGUUUCUACCAUCCACCCACCUGUCGAAGUCAGCUAGGCACAACUCUGCCACAAUAUCUCUCCUAUACACCUGGAAGUCAGCACCAACUUCAAUUCGAUCAAGAUGGCUCUCAUAGUCGACAAGCAUCGGCCACGGUCUCUCGAUGCUCUGACCUACCACUCAGAGCUCUCUGACAGGCUGCGAUCAUUGGCACAAAGCGGCGACUUUCCUCAUCUCCUCGUCUAUGGGCCCUCGGGGGCUGGGAAGAAGACUCGUAUUGUUGCGACGUUGAAAGAGCUUUACGGUCCAGGAGUAGAAAAGAUUAAGAUCGAUGCGCGCGUCUUCCAAACGAGUAGCAACCGAAAACUCGAAUUUAAUAUCGUCGCUUCGGUAUAUCAUCUUGAAAUUACGCCAUCCGACGUGGGCAAUUACGAUCGAGUCGUUAUCCAAGAUUUGCUUAAGGAAGUUGCCCAGACACAGCAGGUUGACCAGUCAGCCAAGCAAAGAUUCAAGGUGGUCGUCAUCAACGAGGCGGAUCAUCUCACGCGAGAUGCUCAGGCAGCCCUGAGAAGAACAAUGGAGAAAUACAGCCCUAAUUUACGACUGAUUCUGCUCGCCAAUAGCACAGCCAACAUUAUUGCCCCAAUUCGGAGUCGAACACUUCUCGUCCGAGUCGCCGCCCCGACCGUGGACGAGAUUUCAGACGUAUUAGCCGACUCUGCCAAGCGCGAAGGUUGGCCAGUUGUGAAAGGUCUACAUAAAAGAAUAGCUGAAGAGAGCGGGAGAAACUUGCGGCGAGCUCUGUUGAUGUACGAGGCGGUUCAUGCUCAGAAUGAGAAAGUGACAGACACAACCCCUAUUCCUCCCCCAGAUUGGGAGGCUUUGAUAGCACAGAUUGCCAAAGACAUGAUGGAUCAACAUACACCGGCACAGAUCCUCGUGAUCAGAUCCAAGCUCUAUGACCUCCUUACUCAUUGCAUACCACCUACAACGAUCCUUAAGACGUUGACGUUCAAACUGAUCCCCCAAAUCGAUGACGACUUGAAAUGGGAAGUGAUAAAGUGGUCAGCCUUCUAUGAGCACCGAAUAAGAACGGGCUCCAAGGUUAUCUUCCACCUUGAGGCUUUCGUCGCCAAGUUCAUGCGAAUAAUUGAGAUGUACUUGAUGAGCAUGGACAUGUAGGCAGCGGCGAUGGGGACUUGCUCGGACUUCCCUAAAUGGGCUGGACCUCGCUCGGAGUUAAGGACUGUUGCACUAUGGGCAUAGGAGGCGUUUGGGUGCCAUGGCUAAUGGGUUUUGGUUGCAUCAUAUUCAGUACUUAAGUCCUUUCACGAAUCGUGGAUCCGGUAUCGGUAGAACCAAUGUGCCGUUGAGAUCCUAGGUUGGUUGUAGCAUAACCGAGACCCGGUGUGCUACCCCGGCGCAAACUCCUUUCCGCCGCAUCUGAGCAGCACAUACUACACAGUCAACCGCGAGU